Bombus huntii is the source of this 794-nucleotide messenger RNA. RefSeq names its product H/ACA ribonucleoprotein complex subunit 2-like protein. NCBI's taxonomy places the organism in Eukaryota, Metazoa, Arthropoda, Insecta, Hymenoptera, Apidae. The transcript has 3 exons. Gene Ontology annotation, molecular function: box H/ACA snoRNA binding. The record is from RefSeq and is a predicted model, not a curated record. Gene Ontology annotation, biological process: rRNA pseudouridine synthesis; snRNA pseudouridine synthesis. Gene Ontology annotation, cellular component: box H/ACA snoRNP complex. Bases 257 to 730 code for a protein of 157 amino acids.
UAACAACAUGCUUUAAAGAUUUUCUAUUAACACAAGGCAAAUUCCAUUUUUGUUUUGAAAAUAGCGUGACCUCUACUGUUGUCACAAUGUACUUUAUGGUUAGUUUAGUCUGUAAGUACCGAAGGUUAGUCUGUAUGUAUCGAAGCUUAGUCUGUUAGUACCGAAGGUUAGUCUCUAACCUCUAAGUGAGUGUAAGGGCACGUGGGUAAGGUAUAGUAAACUUUCGAACGGGAAAUCGUUAUUAUUAUUGCAAAAUAUGGAGCAAAUAACAAUAAAAGAGGAAAUUGACGAUAGUGUGAGAGAAACAGAGACUGGUGAUAAUACAGAACUUAAAUACGAAGAAAAAUUAAAAUACACAAGCCUUAUAGCUAAACCCAUGGCCCCAAAAAAAUUAACCAAAAAAAUUUAUAAGUGUAUUAAAAAAGCUGCAAAGCAUAAAUCUUAUCUUCGAAAUGGUUUGAAGGAUGUUCAGAAGCAUCUUCGCAAAGGAGAACAAGGAUUGGUAGUCUUUGCUGGAGACGUAUUUCCAAUAGAAAUCAUGUGUCACUUACCAAUUGUAUGCGAAGACAAAAAUAUCCCAUACUGCUACACACCUUCGAGACAAGACAUUGGUGCUGCUAUGGGUGUGAAAAGAGGCAGUCUUAUGGUACUUAUUAAGGAACAUGAAGAAUAUAAAGAACUUUAUGAUGAAAUAAAAACUGCGAUGGUAACAUUAUCAACGCCACUAUAGAUAUAUAUUUAACCAUUUGUAUUUUUAAUCACUUUGUAAAUAGAAGAGAUUCAUAUAUCCUUAA